Molecule: messenger RNA, 1044 nt
Organism: Pseudogymnoascus verrucosus
Lineage: Eukaryota; Fungi; Ascomycota; Leotiomycetes; Thelebolales; Thelebolaceae
Exons: 1
Coding region: 1-1044 (347 amino acids)
Source: RefSeq, a predicted model, not a curated record
AUGCCUCCUCAGCUCCUACCCGCUUCGGCGGCUGCCUUUGCGCCGCGAGCCUCAUCAGUCAAUGUAGUUUUAGGAUCGAAAGUAGAGCCGUGGUUAACACAAACCCUCAAGAGGAUAAACCGGAUCAAGCGCCCGCUCAACAGCGUCCCUCAGCACCAGAGAUGUUUAACGGAAACACUGUCGUCGACAAAUGCGAUAUGGACUCUGACCUCAAUCAUGUUGCCCAAGGCGCCGGACUCGGAGUUGCGCAAGGACUCUAACCCGUUGAUAGAAGCACUCUUCAACUUCCAGCUCGUCCAUAUCGAGGCCUACAUCGUGCACGUCGACAUGGUGCUCCGGAAUGAGGUCGCAUUCAAGUUAACACCUGACUCGAUAGAGGCCCUGAUCGAGUACCACAAGGAAAUCCACUGCGUCGACAUCGCCGCCAGCACGUACAACUGGUUAGAAAAGGAACUUCAGGUCAAGAAGCUGCACGAGGAAUUCAUCCAGGCCAUCAACAAGUUCGUAUAUAGGACGAAUGUGAUUGCGCUGGAAGGUCUGGAAGAGGAAGGUGCCGGCGAGCUGUUGUGCGGAAAGAGCGAAGAGGUCAAGAACAACAUCAUGAACUUGUUCCUUCCGCUCCUUCCUCCCCCACCAAGGGUCGUGGACGUCAUCAGGCCUCAGACGCUCCUUCCAAGUUCGGUGUCUGGAGGUGGCUGGUGGACACAGUCGCAGCCGAUGCUGCAAAACCCGGUGCCCGCGCCAUCGGAUGUCUGGAGGAUGCUCCCAUCAAGCCCAAGCACAACCUCAUCCGUCGACAGCAAUACGCUGUGGGCGAGCAUGAGCAUGGGAGAUAACUUCCAGCUGCCGUCGCCCGCGCCUUCCUUCAGCCAGCCCUACACGACGACGUCAGGGAUGUACUUUCCUCAACCGCCCGUCAGCUCGCCCAUCCCGCAUCUGCCGUUACCAAGCAUGCUUGCGCCGCAACCCUGUGGUGUCAGCGUUGGCUUCAAUAGCUUCGGAAACGGAUGGGAUCGAUACCAGGAGUACGCCAUGUCGAUGUGA